Molecule: messenger RNA, 1958 nt
Organism: Globicephala melas (long-finned pilot whale)
Lineage: Eukaryota; Metazoa; Chordata; Mammalia; Artiodactyla; Delphinidae
Gene: TRIM54
Product: tripartite motif containing 54
Biological process (GO): protein ubiquitination
Cellular component (GO): cytoplasm
Molecular function (GO): ubiquitin protein ligase activity; zinc ion binding
Source: RefSeq, a predicted model, not a curated record
GAAAAAGCUACGUGUGCCUGGCUGGGGUACAGAGCAGAGACUCAAGAGAGACACAGAAGUGUCUGAAAACAGCUAUUUAAGACAAGGCAAAUUGUUAGAGGAAGGGACAGAAGAGAUAGCAGAGCUAUUUCGGGAGUGAGGGAGCACAAGAAUCCGCAGACUGUCUAAAGUAAACGAGGAAGGGUCCAGAGGCAGUGAGGGAAGGCCAGGACCAGGGUCAAGGCCAGGGCAGGCACGAUUGCUGAGGGGAUGAACUUCACAGUGGGUUUCAAGCCGCUGCUAGGGGAUGCACACAGCAUGGACAGCCUGGAGAAGCAGCUCAUCUGCCCCAUCUGCCUGGAGAUGUUCUCCAAACCGGUGGUGAUCCUGCCCUGCCAGCACAACCUGUGCCGCAAGUGUGCCAAUGACGUCUUCCAGGCCUCAAACCCUCUGUGGCAAUCCCGGGGCUCCACCACUGUGUCUUCAGGAGGCCGUUUCCGCUGCCCGUCUUGCAGGCAUGAGGUUGUCCUGGACCGACAUGGUGUCUACGGCCUGCAGCGGAACCUGCUAGUGGAGAACAUUAUCGACAUUUACAAGCAGGAGUCCUCCCGGCCGCUGAAUUCCAAGGCUGAGCAGCACCUCAUGUGCGAGGAGCAUGAAGAUGAGAAGAUCAAUAUCUACUGCCUGAGCUGUGAAGUGCCCACCUGCUCUCUCUGCAAGGUCUUCGGCGCCCACAAGGACUGUGAGGUGGCCCCACUGCCCACCAUUUACAAACGCCAGAAGAGUGAGCUCAGUGAUGGCAUCUCGAUGCUGGUGGCAGGCAAUGACCGUGUGCAAGCAGUGAUCACACAGAUGGAGGAGGUGUGCCAGACCAUUGAGGACAACAGCCGGAGGCAGAAGCAGUUGCUAAACCAGAGGUUUGAGGCCCUGUGCGCAGUUCUGGAGGAGCGUAAGGGUGAGCUGCUGCAGGCGCUGGCCCUGAAGCAGGAGGAGAAGCUGCAGCGCGUCAGGGGCCUCAUCCGCCAGUACGGAGACCACCUGGAGGCCUCCUCUAAGCUGGUGGAGUCCGCCAUCCAGUCCAUGGAGGAACCGCAGAUGGCGCUCUAUCUGCAGCAGGCCAAGGAGCUGAUCAAUAAGGUCGGGACAAUGUCAAAGGUGGAGCUGGGUGGACGGCCGGAGCCGGGCUAUGAAAGCAUGGAGCAAUUCACCGUGAACGUGGAGCAUGUGGCCGAAAUGCUGAGGACCAUCGACUUCCAGCCAGGCGCUUCUGGGGAGGAAGAGGAUGAGGAGGUAGCGUUGGACGGGGAAGAGGGCAGCGCAGGGCCAGAGGAAGAGCGGCUGGAGGCGUCGGAAGGCCUGCACUGACUCGCCCCUGUUGGGGAGGCUGCGCACCGGCGGCCUGGCGCUCGGGUGGUGAAGGACCUGAGCAGGGACCACCCGCCACCCAGCUCGGAGCGCCGCCGCGGGGGAGGGGCUCAAUAAAGGGCUAACGCGUCCCGACCCGCAGCUCCUUUCACUGCUCACUCUCUCAGCCUCGUCUUCGGCGACGAUCGCAUCACCAUCCAUCCCAACCUUCUCCUAAUCUGGGACCAUUUCGGGGGCGGAAGUGGAAUGAACCCCUGUUGGGCACCUCCUCGAUAUCAGGCACGGAUUCGCAAGCCCAGUGCCAAGAGGGUCGGUGGUGGUGCGGCGGCACCGGUGCUUGAGUUCCUGGGAGACUUGGGGACGAUGGGGACCGCAGGACCCUGGCUGAAAGCCGUUCUCGCGGAGCCCUCCCGCAGCAUCUGGUCCCCUCUCGCCGACCUGGGAGCCCCACUUUCCCACGGGUUUACACCCUGCUGUGGUUCCCCGCGCCCCGCAGCAGAGGCCAACGGCUCUUCGGCACUUUUAUUAAAAACUAGUAAUGCGGAGAGUGCUCAGGGUAUCCCUAGGCCGCUCUAGCCCCGCGGGACUGGGUCAGUUCCUGUCGCGUACGUCUC